AUGAACUCAAAUAUUGAUCCAACGAUCACUGAACUGGAUCUUUUUCAGACGGACUUAGGACAGGAAGAAAGGUCUCUGGAUGAAAUUCAUGGAAGGAAUCUACAAGAGCAUCAUGAAGUGCAUUCUGAUGAUCGAUCUGUUGCAAGAGUAUUUGGAUUAAAUGAAUAUGUGACUAGUCCGAAUCCAUUGCAACCAGGGAGUCAAAAUGAAAAUUCGACAGCAGCUGCUGCGCUUAAUAUUAUUCAAUUAAGUAAUUACAAUGGCGAAGAGAGUGCAAGUACUAUAAAUCACGAAGAUUUUGAGCGAUUUGCUAAUAGCCCCUACGAUGAUUUUUCAGGUCUUGGUGAGAUUAAACGUAAUUUAAGAACCAAGCCUUCUGCAGCAAUCUCUCAGGUCAAACUCGUUCAAUAUAAUCCUAUUGAGAAAACGAAAAGACUCGGAAGACCACGAAAGCACAUGACAAAGAGCCUACCUUCUCCCGAAAAUUCCUCUUCACAGAAUUAUAAUGAGUCAAUUAUAUCUAAAUUCAGGUUUGAUACCCUCCCAGUUGAAGGACCAGGUUCGCGUGGUGGUAGAAGAGGUGUACGUCCCGGUCCUAGAGGCAGAAUUGGAAUUGGUAGCUUGAGGCAGCGACAACAUCAAUCAACUUUGAGCUUCAACAACACUUCUAGUAAUUCAAAUUUGGGGUUGAAAAUACAAAAGCAUGAUUCAAAUGAAUUUGAACUUCAGAAGCUGUGCGCCUCUGUCCAAUGUGAUGUGGAACUGACCUUAAAUGAGAGCAAGAAAGAAAGGAAUUUGGAUACAAAAGAGAAGAAAAAUUCGAGAAUAAAAGGGUCUUCCACAAGGAAGAAUUCUCGCUUUCUUAAACUCACUCCGAUAAGUCGAACAACAAUUUUGAGAAAUCGGAGCUGCAUUAAAGGUAAUGAGGUUGAACCAGUAAUUGGCUUAAAUUUUGACUUAUAUGACGAUAAUGUUUUAAAAGCGGAACAAAAUUUAACUGCAACAUCUGAAAGUUUAGCUUUGGGGUUUCCUGUAACUGUAGCCCCGUAUGCUAGUGAUAUUUUGAAGAUAAUAAGUUUUUUAUACAAAUUCAAAGAUAUUGUAUUGCUUGAUAAAGUCGGCCCACAAAAUAUAGAGAGCGGCUUGAGCCUCCCUUUUAAAAGUCAAGCUAUCAUAUUAAACACGUCAGCCAGCAUGCCAGCUGUUGAGAUUAAGGAUUAUGACUCCAAUUAUGUGUCUUCAGAAAUGGAUUUAUUAUUCAAUCGUCUAAUGCUGUUAAUAUUAAAUCAAGAAAAAAUUUCCUCCAUUUCAAACUCAAUUUUGCAAUUGAGGCUGUUGAUACCACAACUUGGUUUACCUUCUGAGUGGCGGAGCUCUAAAUCUAAUCCAUUUAAUUCAACUGAAUUUGAAAAAGAAGGCUUGCGUGGAAUUAAUGAUCCAACUGACAGACUAAUAAUGUUGCGAGUGCUAGUGGAUUGGUCUCUAAUUACCUCGGAUGAUGUACGUAAACAUAUAAAUGAAUAUUUGGUUAACCAAAACUCAUAUGGUGAAACUUCUUACGUAGCUAGAUCUGUCUUAAAAGGCUUGAAAGGCGUUGAAGAUACUAGCGAAGAAUUGAAAAACAAGAAAUUAAAAAGUGUACCAAACGACGACCAACCUACAGUUGGUCCAACUUCAAAUCCUCUUGAUCAUAAUCUGCGUCUAAGACUAGAGGAAUUGUUUGCUGGUGAUUGUGGCUUUCAUAUUGGUAGAUUCUAUUUAGCUCGGAUGGCCGAUUCAGCUAGUGGUGGCCUCGAUUCAUCGAAAAUAAUGAAAGAGGCACUAAAGGUGCAUCAAAAUAGUGGAGGUUCCUCUUUGUUCAAGUUGUAUGUACUUGAUGUACAUGAAAUGUUGGUAACCUCAUUGACAACUUAUGGGGUCGAGUUUGAUGAAGAAGGUGAAGAAUUGCCUGCUCGAAAUUUAACAGGUGAACAUUGGUAUGAAGUUGCGAACAAUAUCGAAAGUCUCGGAGCUUUUGUUCAUUAUCUCUCCCUACGUCUUGGUAUUAAGAGUUCAGAAGAACCAAUCAAUGUUAUCAGUAGAGCUUCUACCAUUUACAAGCCUGUAUUAAGCCUACUUAAUUACCUUUCUUUUGUUUUAGAGGUGAUGCAGAAAUAUGACAGUCACACAAAAGAUCUUAAUUUACAUUCAAUAUCACAACUAGAUUAUGGCUAA
Molecule: messenger RNA, 2214 nt
Organism: Priceomyces carsonii
Lineage: Eukaryota; Fungi; Ascomycota; Pichiomycetes; Serinales; Debaryomycetaceae
Exons: 1
Coding region: 1-2214 (737 amino acids)
Source: RefSeq, a predicted model, not a curated record